Daktulosphaira vitifoliae (grape phylloxera) is the source of this 1643-nucleotide messenger RNA. It is a transcript of the gene Traf6, whose product is annotated as TNF receptor-associated factor 6. Gene Ontology annotation, molecular function: zinc ion binding; protein binding. The coding region runs from base 325 to 1524 and encodes 399 amino acids. NCBI's taxonomy places the organism in Eukaryota, Metazoa, Arthropoda, Insecta, Hemiptera, Phylloxeridae. Gene Ontology annotation, cellular component: plasma membrane signaling receptor complex. The transcript is spliced from 7 exons. The record is from RefSeq and is a predicted model, not a curated record. Gene Ontology annotation, biological process: regulation of apoptotic process; protein K63-linked ubiquitination; positive regulation of JNK cascade.
AACAUUCUUCUAUUAUCUAGAGUACUCUUAUCGAACAAAAGUAUGUGUAAGUUGUUGGUCAGCAACCUGACGUAAUAAACUACAUUAACAUAUAAAAUUAAAAAUUAAAAUAAACAGCGAUGAAUAGAGAAUGUACAUUUUGUUUUUAAUACUAAAUCGUAGUGUUAAGUAAUAUAUCCUCAAUAUUUCACUUUGAUCAAAUAUAUGACGGAUGUUACUAUUUCACUAAUUAAUAUAAUAGAAUGAUGUUACGGGUUUAUUAAAUUGCCAUUUUGAUUAUUUGUAUUCUAGAUUUAAAACUUUUUCAACUGCCAAGGUAUAAUCAUGCAAUCCAUAAUAGAUAACCGUUUUCAAUGUUCUAUAUGUUUGAACUGUUUAAAAAAUCCAAUGCUUACAAGAUGUGGACAUCGUUUCUGUUCUGAUUGUAUCCUUGCAUGGUUAAAACGCAAAAGUCAAUCCUGCCCAAUUGAUUCUGAAUCUUUAUCAGUUGAAAGUCUAUUUCCAGAUAACUAUACUAAACGUGAAAUAGAUGAACAAACUGUAUCUUGUUCAAAUGAUGGUUGUGGUGUCAUUAUUCCAUUAUUAGAAGCAGAUGAUCAUUUUUCAACUUGUAAAUUUAGUAAAAUUAAAAUUAAUGGAGUCAAUGAAAAUAUUUGUCCAUUUAAUUCAAUUGGAUGUGAAGUUUUUUUAAAUACUGAAAAAGAACUAUUAAAUCACCUUGAAUUAAAUUCUCUGAAACAUUUAAAUUUAUUAUCAAAAUCUCACUUGGAACUAUUAAAAAAGAUUCGUCUUAAAGAAGAAGUGCAAUAUAAAACAUUAGAAGCUACCCAAUUUUGGGAUGCAAAUAAAGAUCCAAAUUCGGAAAAAGCAUUACUAUGCAACCUGUUUGAAAGAAUCGUUGUAUUAGAACAAAGUAGUAUUGAGAAAGACAAGGAUAUUAAACGUCUCAUUGAAAAUAAUAAUGAAAACAAUAAAAACAUUGAACAGUUGAAAGAAUUAGUUAAUAAUUUAAGUUUAGAACUAUCACAAUCACAAAAUAUCUUAUCAUUAGCAAUAUGUAAUGGUGUUUAUGUUUGGAGAUUUGAACAUUUCAUGGAAUCAUUUAAACUAAUGAAAGAAAAGCCAUUAAAUACUCGUUUUUAUACUCCUGGGUUUUAUACUUCUUCUACAGGAUACAAAGUAUGUGGCCGAAUGAAUAUGUCACUCGAUAACCAGAAUCUUUCUCUUUUUAUUCAUAUGAUGCGAGGUGAUUAUGAUGAUACAUUAGUAUGGCCAUUUACCGGACAUAUUACUUUAUCAUUAAUACAUCCAACUGAUUCUGCAAAAACUGUUUGUUUAAAAAUGGAAUCAUCAGCAGAAUCUGAAGCCUUUAGACGAUGUUCAUUUGGAAAUGGUAAUGAAACACCACCUUUAAAUCCAAGAGCUUUUGGUUAUAGUGAAUUUGUAGCUAUUGAAGAAGUAUUACAUCAUGGAUUUUUAAAAGAUGACACAAUUGUAAUUAAAAUAAUUGUUGAAUGUAUUUAAAAUUGAUCUCAUUUUACUGAUUUUUGGUGAUAAAUUUUUAUAAUAUGUGAUUUUAUAUAUCAUUAAAUCCGUCCGUUUUAGAGUUUUAGAAUAAAGAAUUAUUUGUAUUCCAUUUUAAA